Sphaerodactylus townsendi is the source of this 3491-nucleotide messenger RNA. RefSeq names its product SURP and G-patch domain containing 2 (gene SUGP2). Gene Ontology annotation, cellular component: nucleoplasm. Gene Ontology annotation, molecular function: RNA binding. Gene Ontology annotation, biological process: RNA processing. The record is from RefSeq and is a predicted model, not a curated record. Lineage: Eukaryota; Metazoa; Chordata; Lepidosauria; Squamata; Sphaerodactylidae.
CGUGCCAAAACCCUGGCGCAUGCGCGGGGCUGUCCCAUUGACUUCCCGUGUUAGCAUGCGAUGCUGUCAAGUACUGUCCGGACAGACGGCGGCGACGGAUCGCAGGUGCACAGUAAGAGACUGUCAGAGUUGAUCCUGAGCAGAGCCGAAAUGGCUUCCCGACGGAUGACACGGGAGACUUUUGAUGCUGUCAUGGCGGCCAAGGCAAAACGGUACCGUCUGGACCGAAGCGACCCCAUCGAUGAGGCCCUCCAUCAGCUGAGAGUUCAGUCGCGGCCAGUCGUACGCACACGCUAUGAUGAUGACUUUGCGGAUGAUACCGAGGGCCCACGUAGUGACUGGAGAGAAGACCCCCAAGAGGACUUUUCACUGCCGACCUAUAGAUCUAGCAGCCCUGUCGCAGAGGAAGAUGACUACUACACCAAAAGCUACAGUCACACCCUUCCACGGAACCGAGAGUACGCCCCUACAACUUCCCAGGAGCGAGACUAUGGCCAUUCGUCUUCCUUGGAUCGGGAUUAUGAGGGACCAUCUAACCGGGAUCGUGAGUACGACCGCCCAGCAACUCGGAAACGGGAAUACGACCAAGUAUCUCCUCGGAAGACCUCUAGGCUCUACAAUAUUGACUACGGUUCUUCAGAGCUGCUGAGUGAUUUUAGAUCUCUGGGGCAUUUGGAAGAGGAUUUCAGCACCGUACGCAGUCAGAGUAGUGACUUGGAAUACGGAUUUGAGCUCGAGACAGAAUUCAGUUCAUCUUUGCGUGGCGGCAGAGGGAGGGGGAAACGGGGCAUGGCCACUCGAGGCAUGGCUAAAAACAAAGCGAACAUGGCUGGUACCAUCAAGAAAUGGGAGAAUAAAAGGCUGCUAACAGAUGAUCAAUGGAAGGUCAUCCUGAUGCGCCCAAGCGAGAAUGAUGCCUUCAAUAAGCCCCAACAACGGAGACCAAAUUUGGCCCUCGAGGAGGGCUCGUCCGGUAACCUAGAUUACAACGAUGCAUACGGAUCGGAGGCAAUUUGAACUGACCAGCAGUUCGACAUCUUCGACUUCGGCGUCGAAAUAAUCAAAAUUAAGGCUGGGUUCCUACCAGAUCAAGAAAAAAAGACCCGGAAUAUUGAGACUGCGGGUGCUCUUCUGCUGGAAGCGGAGGCGUCUUGUAGUGCUGCGUCCUUCAAGUGCUCCUAGGCUUCGAGCACGAGACUUCUGCUUCUCCGUGCGUCAAGCCCGCUUACGCAUGCGGUAGCGAAAACAAAGGUGGACAACGAGUUCCUGAACCUGCUUCUGGAGAAGAAGGCGGUGGUGACCAAGAACUGCUUCUUCAAGGUCAUCAAACCUUUUGACCAAUACAUGAUGUGGCUGCAGGACCGCCUCCUGAAAAGCAGCACCCCCCUCCUGAUGGCCUGCAAUGCUCACGAGCUGAGCAUCAAGACCGACAGCCUCAGCGACCGGGUGCAGAUGGCCGCCACCUUUGAGACCACCAUUUCCCUUUGCCGCAAGUCCCUGGCGCUCUUGGGGCAGACCUUUGCCCUGGCGUCCGCGUACCGGCAGGAGAAAAUCCUGGAGGCGAUUGGCAUCCAGGAAUCGGCUCCCCCGCCCACCAUGUACCCCAAUUUCGACACCUCGGCCUUGUUUGGGAGAGAAUACAUUGAGGUUUUGCAGAACUGGCUGGAGAAGAGCGGUUGCCCGCUUGUGUUGAAGAAAGAGGCUCCGGAGUCAUCUGCUCCGGAGUCAUCCGCUCCAAACCAGAGGCCUAAAAUUAAGGUCCUGGAGCGUGCUGACCGAAAAAUUGCCGAUACUAUUGAAAAGCUGGUGAACCUCAUGAUUUCUGGCUCAUUGAAGGGCAAAGAGAAAGCCAAGUUGAACAGCGACCCCAAAUACUGGUUUUUGCUCGACAAAGAGAGCCUGGAGUACAAAUAUUACAAGCUGAAGCUGGCAGAAAUGGAGCGGCUGAUGGCCACGCCCAAGGAGGAGCCGAAGGAGAAGAAGACCCCUGAGGAGCGUGCCUCGGAAUCGGUGAGGGCGAUGUUGUACGCAAGGAAAGUCGCCAGCAUCAAGAGGAGGCUUUUCCGGAGGAAGCGGCCUGGGAUCCUGCAGCUGGCGGCCAGAGCCAGGAGAGUCAAGAAAGCAACGGUCGGGACCCAGACGCUCCUGUCAGCCGGAACGAUGCUCAAGCAGCAGCACAGCCAGGGCUCUGCCGCAUCCAUGGAGGGGAGCACCUCCUUGGACCAAGCCAGCCCUGCUGCCUGUAGCAAUGACCCCGAAGAGCCGCAGUCCGCGGGGGAAGUACCGGUUGCUGGGCCCUGCAUGGAAGCUCCAGAACCCGCCCCGUCCGUGGAAAGCCAGUUCACUGAUGUGGACAUAAAAACUAUGGCGACGGCGGGGAAGCUGGCCAAGUUCGUAGCCCAAGUUGGGCCAGAGAUCGAGCAAUUCAGCAUUGAUAACAGUGCUGACAACCCAGAUCUUUGGUUCUUGCAGGAUCGAGAGAGUCUGGCCUUCAAGUACUAUCGUGCAAAAGUCUAUGAGCUGUGCCCUUCCAUCAGCUUCAGUUCUGUGGAAGGGUCUGCUGACCCCAGCCAAAGCCCGAAAUUUCUGGAGGGCGACGAGAGAGAUGAGGAGGAGCAGGAGGACGAAGAAGCUGAGUCGGAGGAAGAGGCCUCUCAGAUGGAAACGGAAAGAGAGGGCGGGGAGGAGGCGGAAGGUGCCGGAAAAACAGAGGAGCCAAGCGCAGCGGAGGAAGGGCAGGCAUCCUCAGAAGGUGCCGCUCUAAAAUCAGGCAGCCAGGCAUCUUCCAGUGCCCCUCCUCAGCGCAAGAGAAUCAGUAGCAAGUCCUUGAAAGUGGGCAUGCUCCCAGCCCAGAAGAGGGUCUGCCACGUUGAAGAGCCACAAGUCCACGAACCGGUCCGGAUUGCUUACGACCGACCGCGGGGCUAUACGUCUUACAAGAGGAAAAAGGUCAAGGAUACGGAGUUCUCGCAGAAGAAGCUGACGGGGAAGAAUAUCGGGUUCCAGAUGCUCAAGAAGAUGGGCUGGCAGGAGGGGUAUGGCCUCGGGUCGCACGGCGAUGGGAUCAGGGAGCCUAUCAAAGUGGGCUCUACCUCUUCAGGGGAGGGCUUGGGUGUUGCUGGGGAGAAGAAGGAAGACACAUUUGACACCUUCCGCCGGAGAAUGAUAAACAUGUACAAUCAGAGGAGAGGCUGUAAAUAGUUUCCCAGGCAUUCUGUCACGAAGACCACAAGCUUCCAGGAAUGUGUUUUAAACUUCUGUUAGUAGGAGGUCCUUAUCCCCUCUCAGAAUCUUUUGGUUUGGAAUGUCCCCUUUUUAGCGCUUCUUUGGUAAGAUUUUCUCCCCCUUCCUGUGGCGUUGAACAGUGUUGGACGAGUAAUUAGAAGGCCUGUUAAGUGACACCCGAUGUUUCUUGCUUUAAAAAAUGUUGAACUGCAUGUAAUUCUUUUUCAAAAGACUUGACAAUAAACGUGGACAAAAAUGGAAGCUUA